Messenger RNA from Moneuplotes crassus, 3048 nucleotides. Lineage: Eukaryota; Ciliophora; Spirotrichea; Euplotida; Euplotidae. The record is from the annotation of a GenBank genome assembly.
UGUGUAUCUUAACCUUAUGUAUCAUGGUUGUGGCAGCCAAUGUGUGCCAGAAUGAUGCUCAGAACGCAGGAUCUCCUCUCUCUGGAAGUUUGGGAAUGGCCGGAACUAAUAAUGUCUAUUUUUUGGAUAUUUUGGAAGACCAAGACAGUGAAUUACUCUAUUUUAUUGGGUAUUUUGGUUCAUCUCCAUACGACACAAUAAUCUAUAAGUCAGACCCUGCCCUGGCCAAAGUGAAAGUUAUGACGUAUUAUAUUUACUGCAACUUUCAUACUCUGGCUAUGUCUUCUAGCAAUGACUUUAUCUACAUCCAAGAUCAGAGGACUGGGAAGAUAUUAGAGAUUAGAACUUCAGACCUGGUCAUCUCCAGGGAGUUGGAAGUUAGUUCUGCUUCAGUGGAUUUGAACACAAACAUGGAAGUGGACAAAGGUUUCUACUUCAGCUUCAUCAUCAGCUCAAUUAUGCACACUUGCAGAUGGGACAUGUCAAGUACCAAUCUAGAUUGAUUCACUUUCGGAGCCAACAGUCCUCCCAGUUUAGCUCCAAUCAGUGCUGAUCUGUUAUUCUUUGGGUCAAUUGACACAGCAGCCGACCAAUAUUACCUGGUGAGCUACAACUUCUCCUCCUCCAGCCAGGUCUGGAAGAAGAGCAUUGCUUGUCCCACUUCAGGAUGAGUGAGCAAAUACAGUGCCUCCCUGCUGAGUACCGAUGAAAGUUGGAUCUACACAAUGGUUCUGUACGAUGGCAACUUUAUUUUCCACAAACUCAGCACUGCUGAUGGGAGUCCUCAAAAUUCUGGACUUAUUUGGAACGACAGUGGGUAUUUGUAUAGUUACUCCAUAAAAGAGUUUAGUGACUUCAUUGCCAUUAAUAUUUUUAGUACCUCACUUUCAAUACCUACAAGGUUAAUCAUGGUGACAUCCUCGACAACAGAAAUUCUGAAGGAGUACAAGGCGAUAGACUCGAGUGAUUAUGCAGUAGGAAGGCUAUUAUAUCAAGGUGAAGAGCUAAUGUACCAUUCUGGAAGAAUAGAGACUAAUUAUGCAUUCUUCUUUUCAAGAACACCAACCAACAACAUUGAGCAGAUUUCUGAGCUUCAAGAAGACACUCCUUUGUUUAGCUCAAUUACCACAAACUACCAGGCGUCUGCAACAGCAUCUAACCCAAGCAUCACAACAAGCACUAAGACUCUCAAUAUUGUCACCUCUCCAGCUAUCACUACCACAGAUAUCACAUCAUCGACCAACCCCUCAUUUGCCAAGUAUGUGGCUUUAUGGAAUUCAGACCUCGUACAGUCGGUGCAGAGUAAUUCUUCGGUCCAACUGAGUUUCACUUGGGCCUGUGCUCAAUCAUCAAAUAACACUGCUAUCACUUUCAGUCUGAACCAGACUGGAACCAAUGUGAUCCCUGAUUGGGUAAAUUUAGAUGCAAGCAGCCUACAGUUAAAUCUUACCACCACCCCCAGACUUACAGUUGCUACUGUUUAUUACUUUUCUCUGAAGAUUGCCUUCAACAGUGAGGUUCACUACAAGAACUUCCAAAUCACCGUCGAAGAGUGAACAAUUGGGCACUGAGACCUCUGACAAUUAGGCAGCCCCAGUAUUUGACAGACUUGUACAGAUGGCUACCAAAGCUCUAACGGAGGCACAUCUUGUUCCAUUAUGGCUUCAUCAACUGAAGCAACUACUCCAACUGAAACAACUACUCAAACUGAAGAAACUGCAAUAACUGGAGCAACUGAGACUACUACUGCUCUUAUUGGUUGAAGUGUUGUGGCUGCUAGUGCUUCAUCGAUGUUAUCAUUAUCGUCUAUAAACUCAGUAUUUAGCCUUAUGAACGGUAUGCAACUGAUAUUGUUAUUACCUAUGGUUCCUGACUUCUUAUCUCCUGUAGUCGAAGCUUAUCUUAACGGAGUAAGCUUCGCAAUGUUUUCUUUCGAUUUCAUUAAUAUCAAAGAUCUGUGGUUUAUAAGCGAUAUUUCCAGCUCUCUGUCGUAUCCUCAAACCGAUAAUUACCUGAAUGAUCUUGGAUUGAGGUCAAAGAGCUCAAUCGCAAAUAACCUGUCGUUAUUGCUAAUUGUUGUCUUAUUUGGAUUCGUUCAUUUAGGAAUUUAUAUAAUGGUAAAGUGCACUAAAAAUUCAAAGCAUCGCAAGUGAAAAAGUUUUAUUGAUAAGCUUUUCAAGUUCUUCACGUUCAACAUAUACAUAAGGCUGUUUAUUCAGGCAUUCUUGUUCCUGUGCCUGUCAAUUUUCUCAGAGUUUAGCGCCCUCAACUUCAACUCGACUGUAGCCGAAAUAUCUUUUGGGUUAUGAGCUGUUUUGACAAUAUGCUCGAUUGUGUUGCUUCUUUUAUGAUUUCAUAUGUAUUAUAUAUCAUGCUCUCAAGUUGGGAGGGAUAAAUAUUGGCAAUGAAGUGAAUAUUUUAAUGGGGUUAAGGCAAAUAAAUACUCCAAGCUUUAUUCAAGCGUGUACUUGACGACUAGAGUUUUGCUAGUAUUAUUUCUCAUUUUAGGGAAAUCAUUCAGCGCAAUUUAUAAAGCUGCUUUCUUCUGCUUUCUAAAUUUUUCUUAUGGAGUCUAUUUGCUUACUUCCAGACCAUUUGAAAACCCACAAGAUAGCAUUAUUGAGUGAAUAAAUCAGACUCUGUUCUCCUUCUUGACGGUGCCAUUGUUGUGGUUAAAUACAGAAGAGUCAUGGACUUCAUCCUAUGAAACAUUUUAUACAACCUUAUUUGUCUCUGCUUCAAUAAUAUCGAGUAUAGUAUGUUUCAUAUUUCUCAUAAAACUAAUUAUCACCUUCUGGAGAAAAAGGAAAGCAGCACAACCCCUACAAAAAACCUCCCCUAAAGAGGCAGCCUCUCCUCCAAGAGCUCCCCAGGACGAAGAACUAGAGACUCCUAGCCCAUUGGCUACAUCAAAAUCCCCCUUCACUAAACCCCAGAUGCACAAACUCCCUAUUCCGCCCAGUAAGGCCAUCCAAGUUCUGCCUUCUAAAAACCUGACUUUGGAAGAACUGAAAUCCUAAUUCUGUAGACACCCCUAAUUUAUGAAUA